Molecule: messenger RNA, 2454 nt
Organism: Liolophura sinensis
Lineage: Eukaryota; Metazoa; Mollusca; Polyplacophora; Chitonida; Chitonidae
Product: ribitol-5-phosphate xylosyltransferase 1-like
Exons: 6
Coding region: 397-1734 (445 amino acids)
Biological process (GO): protein O-linked glycosylation via mannose
Cellular component (GO): Golgi apparatus
Molecular function (GO): ribitol beta-1,4-xylosyltransferase activity
Source: RefSeq, a predicted model, not a curated record
UGUUUGGCUGGAGAGCACCGCAUCUCACUUUGUUGUUUUCAUCUGAACAGUGAGAGGUGUUUCACGAACGUGGCUCAUUGACUUUCACGUGUGAUCAAUAACUUUGGAUUUUGUGGUUCCAUCGAGGAGGGAGGAAGAUUAUAACUUGGAUAUACGAUAGCAUAUCGAAUCUCCCAAGGUUUGCAAAACCCCAAACUGGCCACAGGCCGAAGCUAUCACACAGUGCGCGCGCGUACAACACGGGGUAAAUUGAAAUUUCAGAAAUCUUGUGCGGACAGGAGAGAAAGUGAAACCAUCGGCUGUGUAUAUCCAGUUGGCCUGCCGGGAUGAGCUGACGGCUCCCUGGAAGUGUUGCAUGUGCCACCUCUGGGUACCCUUAGCCUCGGUCAUGGCGCAAUGAGGUGGAGAGUGUCUUUCAAGAAAGUCGCCUACACUGUUCUUGGGCUCUAUUUUCUUGUGUCCUGCUACACUGGUUAUCUGCUCAUCAAAAGGCGCUUGACCAAAGAGAAAUUGGAAUUUGCCAGAAUUCGUAACUUAGCAGAUUUUCAAGACGAUGACCAUGAGUGGAAUCCCUGGGGUGAGGCUUUCGAAAAUGAUGACCAGCCACAGAAGUUUGAGCAGCCUCAGUUUGUCUUGGGUAGAGAGCGCCCCUUGGGGAACAUGAGAGGCCACCAGGGAGGUUUUCCAAACCUUAAUAGGUCACAAGAGUUUGAAGUGGAAAUCUGGGGGAAAGCUGCCAUUGGACUUUAUCUUUGGGAGCAUAUUUUGAAUGGAGAGCUUGAAACCAAAUUAGGAGGAGCAUGGAGUUAUGGGUUCAAGAGAGUUGGAAAUCUGAAACUGAGGUUUCGAACAGGUCCAGGUGUCAUUCCAAGCAAGGUUCCAAAGACAGUGGAAAACUUAAUUUUGGUGCUAAAUGGACGAGAGCCUUCCAAAAUAGAUUUUGCCAAACUUUGGUUAGAUCAUCUGCCAACAUUCCGCCAGUUAAGGAAUGUUGCUGUCUUUCUUCUAGGCAAUGAACAGUGUGAUAAUGAGUGGAUCAAACCCUACAUGGAAUUCAUGGGUGGAAUUGUCAAAUUUGUGUAUUUGGUGUAUGACAGUCCAGAUAUUGAUGAUGUAAAUUUUUACCAAUGGCCACUUGGUGUAGCCACAUACAGGGAUUUUCCAAAGGUGGACAGUGCUCAUCUACCUAUAGAAAUUCAUAGGAAGUACAGCUGUAAUUUUCUAGGAACAAUAUAUAGAAAUUCCUCUAGGGAGAAGCUUGUCGAGACCUUGAAGGAGGGGCAGUACCAGGAUAUGUGCUAUGUGAGGGCACGAUAUGAGUGGUUGCCGAAGGAGUCGGCGGAUAGCCGUGAUGACUACCUCAGGGCCCUGGCUCAAAGUGAUAUGACCCUUAGUCCCGUAGGACAGAAUACAGAGUGUUACCGAAUCUACGAGGCCAUGUCCUACGGUUCUAUCCCAGUUGUGGAAGAUGCCAUGACACCAGGACAAUGUGGGGCUUCCAAAUCCUCUGCCAAUUUUCCUCUAAGGCUCCUAAAACAAUACAAGGCACCUGUGAUUUAUGUUAAAAAUUGGAGCGAACUUGCCGGCCUCUUGAAAAAUGAGCGCCAGCUUACUCAGCAGCAAAAGGCUGCUCGUCGGCGUGAAAUUAUUCGAUGGUAUGAAAAUUUUAAGUCACAAAUGAGGGACAAAUUUGCGUGGACAGUGUUGGAACGUUUCUUUAAGGUUAAGCGGUAGCACAGGGUACCUAUAGGAUGAUGUACAUGAAAGACAUGUAUAUGUAGUACUUGGCAUGAAAGGUGAGUAAAAGUGUGAAAGAAAGUGUCAGAUUACAUUGGAUUUCACCACUUACCACCAUGUUAUCAUUGUUCAAGUUAUAAACUGCCCUUCCAUGAUGAAAAAAAAAAAGUAAAUGAUUUACAGGAUUUGAAGACUAUAUUAUCUGACCAGAAAGAAAUACAUCUAAGCUUUGGGAUUCCUAGUUGUUUAAAGUAUAAGAUCAUUUUGACCUUAUAUGAAUUUUGUUGACAUUAACACGAUAAAGAAUCACUGUAUUUUCUAGAUUAGAACACCUAUGUAAAAGAAGUUGAAGACAGAUUAAGUUACAUAUUAUCAUGAUUCUGAUCUGAGUACAUGUGCAAGAGCAUUUCGGCUCUAUAUGGUAAGACUCUAUAGGCUUUGGACAUAGACUUUGUGUCAACAUAUACAUAGUUUCAAGCGUUACCAUGAUCCAGAUAUUGCCAGUAUCAUCAGCAUUUCACGUCAAAAUUGGAAAAUGUUGCAAUAUGUUGGUUUGGAGAUUAUGGAACUUCAGAAACUUGCGAAGGAAUAUACAUGUACAUGUUUGAUUUGGUUUAUAGGUGUUUAACACCAUGCAUAAUAUUUUGCAUAUAUGACUGUAGUCAGUUUAUUAGGAGAGGAAUAUAGACAUGUCUAAUCAGUUUAUCACAUUCAGAU